AUGAUUUUCACAGCAGUCAAUGCACCGUUCUCCAAUGGCCUAAACGAAAGAUUAAACCAGACGCUAGUCAACAAAAUCAGAUGUAAAAUAAACGAGAGAGGGAAUAAGAAAGCAUGGACUACGAUAGCUCAAGAAUGCAUAAAUAAAUACAAUGAUACUGAACAUACAGUCACGGGUUUCGCACCAAGAUACCUACUAUAUGGAACAGAUGUUACUUUGAUACCAAAAGAAUUAAAACAGGAUGUACAAAAGGAAGACUGGACUAAAGACCGACAAAAAGCUAUUGAGAAUACAAAAAAAUCACACGCAUACAACAAAAAUCUAUUCGACAGAAAUCGCAAGGACUAUAACUAUAAAAUAGGAGACAUAGUAUACGUGGAAAAUGGCAAUAAAUUAAAUAGAAAAAAAUUAGACGAAUUAAAUAUUGGACCAUACAAGAUUACAGAGAAGAUUUCGGACUCCAUCUACAAAUUAGACACCGGUCACAAAAAGGAAGAAUCCAAUUUCUUUCACAUAACAAAGUUAGUUCCGGUACCUAUAAACGACAUAAAAAAAGAAGACUAA
Molecule: messenger RNA, 564 nt
Organism: Camponotus floridanus (Florida carpenter ant)
Lineage: Eukaryota; Metazoa; Arthropoda; Insecta; Hymenoptera; Formicidae
Exons: 1
Coding region: 1-564 (187 amino acids)
Biological process (GO): DNA integration
Molecular function (GO): nucleic acid binding
Source: RefSeq, a predicted model, not a curated record